AUGGCGGCUGUGGAGCAGCGCCUCGGCCAGUACCGCGCCGCCCGCCGUAGCUGUGCCGCCGCUCCGCGCCCCGCCGAGCUGCCGGGAAAGGCCGCGGCUCCGGAGGCCGCCGAGGGACCGCGGGCAGCCGCGGAGGGCACGGGCGGCGGCGCUGAGGUCCGGCCCGGCGGCCCGGCGGCUCUGGGGUGGGCGCACCCGCUGCUGCUGAAGGUGCUGCUAUGGGCCGUGCUGCUGGCGCUGUUUGCGGAGCUGGAGCUCGGGCUGCCCUACUUCGUGCUCUCCCUGCUCUACUGGAUGUACGCCGGCACCCGCGGCCCCGCCGAGCGGCGGCCCGGCGAGCUCAGCGCCUACUCCAUUUUCAACCCCGGCUGCGCCGCCAUCGCCGGGACGCUGACGGCCGAGCAGCUGGAGCGGGAGCUGCACUACCGGCCCGCCGCGGGCUGGUAGCGCCGGGCCCCGCGGGGACCGCGCUGUGCCGCGCCGGGACAGCAGCCGCGCCGGACCGGCCCCGCUGCCACCGCCCCGAGGGACUUGGGGGAAUGAAAGGGGGUUUGUUCCUGUGCAAAAAAACUACCUGAGCCCCGCGCCCCACGGCGCCCGCCGGUCCCGAAUAAAGCCGUAGCAAAACUGCGCUCUGGUUUCGUUUCCUGGGGCCGGGCAGCUGUUUCGGCCGCUGUGGAAUUGCCCCGAGAGGCACGGCCUUGUCACAGCUGCGGCUGCCAGCACGUCACCUGGAGGGCUUCAGCUCCCGAGGGCUUUGCCUCAGGUGGUAGACAUAAAGGCUGGCGUUUGACGACAUCUGCAGCAGAAGGGCAUGCUGCUGCUCUCCCCUGCACCGGCUGAAAACCUCAUUCCGAAGAAACGACAAGAAGCAAUAGUCAUAACACCUCAAAUAGGCUGCUGCUUUGGCUUGCAGUGGUGUCUUUCAUCUAACAGAAACAUCAGAUUAUAAUUCCCUUUUUGCUUCAUAUUACAGUUUUCAUAAUUGUAAACUGAAAAAUAGGUGUAUUUGUAUGAUCCACAGCUGUUUUUAAUAUGUAGAUCAUUGCAUUGAGCCAGACCUGCUCAGCGAAGUGUUAGCCACCACUGCUUACAGCAUGGAAAAAACAUGGGUGUGGCAUUUGAGAACAUGUUUUAGUAUGGUGAUGCUACAUAGACAGUUGGACUUGAUGAUCUUGAAGGUCUUUUCUAACCAUAACAAUUUUAUGAUUCAUUAAGUCAACAUUUUGAAGAGCAGCUACUAGAACUUGUGUCUCUGAGGACAGAGUUAAGAAGUCACAAACUGGUCUUUCAAAUUCUUGAAUUGGUCAUUCAAAUGUCUUUUCUAAUUUAACACAUUGUUAAGCACCUUGUUAAGGCUUGACUCAAUACAAGUUUGAUCAUUGGUUGUAGAAACGAAAGUGGUGCUUUGAAUUUAACUGACUAGUAAGAGAAUAAUAGAUUAAAGCACAUGUAAUAUGUUAACACUGAUAAACAUCUCUCAGUAGCUCUCUGAAGCACUCUCACACUGUCUUGGGCUGUUGUAUGAAUUCCAAGUCCUGCUAUUGGAAGGCAAAAAAUUUUGUCAUUUGCACAUACUCUGUCAUCCUCCAGUAAACCGCCCCACCUCAGAGUUUUCAUUAUUCUUACUGAUGCCUUUUCACUUUGUAACAUGCUGCAUUUUGUGUUUGAUUAACAUUGGCUCAGCAGGGUCAAACACCUUUAAGGUAGUGGACACACAGUUGCAUAUACUGUUUCCUUGAAAGAACCACAGACUGUGAAUCUGCCCAUUCUUAAAAAGUAUUAGAGGAACAGGGUAAGAAGUCUUUAGAUGAUACUCAAAACACCUGUAAGCAAUGGAAUUCUGUGAGUUAAAACUUUAUUCACAACAAUAAAAAUAGACAUCAGCAUCAUGUUCAUGGGGAGUUGAUAAUCUGACAUCUUGUACUUUUCAGUUCUGUGGGUAUUUUUUAAAACAAGGAAAUACAUGCAAAUAAAUAUAAAAUAUAAGGCAAGAUAAACGAAAUUAUAAAAAUUCAUAGCAGCAAUGCUGGAAAUAAAGUUUUCACUUGCUAUACACUAGCUGCAUUAUGUCCAGGUGGAUGUAUAGACUCUUGUAUUUAAUACUUCAUGAAACAAGUUACCCCAAUAAGUGAGCAUGAAGCCAAAAGGCACAAAAAAUAAAAACUGACACAGUUCAUCUCUUCCA
Lonchura striata (white-rumped munia) is the source of this 2188-nucleotide messenger RNA. It is a transcript of the gene SAYSD1, whose product is annotated as SAYSVFN motif domain containing 1. Lineage: Eukaryota; Metazoa; Chordata; Aves; Passeriformes; Estrildidae. The record is from RefSeq and is a predicted model, not a curated record.